AUGGAAAGCGACGACGAAGAACAGGUGUAUGCUGAGUAUCUGGAGCGAUCUCGUAACCUAAGUCGAUUUGAUGCUAUCGAACCUCCACCACAUAUAUGCGGCGGUAUCAGCCCCCUUCACAUAACCAACGAAGUUCGCGGCGAUCUCAAUCCCCUCUGCGAGCUUGCGUUACACAAGUACAACACUGAACAGGGUACCAAUUUUGUGUUUCUUCACAUUCUCAAGUCAACCCAUCAAUAUGUUUCUGGUACUAAUUAUUUCAUCACCUUUCAAGCUAAAUCUCCAAACUGCCCUCUUGUAACUUUCCAAGCCUAUGUUUUCGUCGAGUUGCCCUGUUAUGGAGGACAACCUGUGGUCCAAUCGUGUGCUAUCAAGCCUACCUAA
Messenger RNA from Vicia faba (fava bean), 384 nucleotides. The record is from the annotation of a GenBank genome assembly. Lineage: Eukaryota; Viridiplantae; Streptophyta; Magnoliopsida; Fabales; Fabaceae.